AUGGCGCUGUUAUUACGAGGUGCCAAGCUGAUGGAAACUCCAACAGCCCCACCUAUAACAACUAGACGGGCACCAUUAACGACACCAUCUUUGACAACUACAAGACGACACACUAUCCAAUGUCCGGCGUUGACGCCCCCAACUAACGGAGCGGUCAGUCCUCCCGGAGCGACCUCCUUCCCAAACAUAGCCAGGUUCACCUGUAACACCGGAUACGUCUUGACCGGCACUGCCACUGCCUCAUGCCAAGCUGACGGAUCAUGGAGUAACGCUGUUCCGACAUGCUCACGCAGACAAUGUUCGCCAUUAGCGGCCCCAACCAACGGAGUGCGGACACCGGCUACUGGAUCGAACUUCUUCCAGGACCUCAUUUUAUUCAGCUGUAACACGGGAUAUAUCCUGACCGGUGCUGCUACUACGACGUGCCAAGCUGAUGGAUCAUGGAGUAAUGCUGUUCCAGCAUGCACACUCGUACAAUGCCAAUCAUUGACAGCCCCGACGAAUGGAGCGCUAACUCCUACAGGUACAACGUCGUAUCAAACCAUGGUCACGUUCACCUGCAACACGGGAUACGACCUAAACGGCGCUGAUGACACGACGUGUCAGGCUGACGGAACAUGGAGCCAUGUUGUUCCUACAUGUACAGCUGUCCAAUGUGCGGCGUUGACGCCCCCAACUAACGGAGCGGUGAACCCUACUGGAGCGACCUCCUUCCCAAACAUGGUCAGCUUCACCUGUAACACCGGAUACGUCUUGACCGGCACUGCUACUGCCUCAUGCAAAGCUGACGGAUCUUGGAGUAACGCUGUUCCAACAUGCUCACGUAGACAAUGUCCGCUAUUGGCAUCACCAAGUAACGGAGUGCGGACACCGACUACUGGGUCGAACUUCUUCCAGGACAUCGUUUCAUUCAGGUGUAACACGGGAUAUAUCCUGACCGGUGACGCUACUACGACGUGCCAAGCUGAUGGGUCAUGGAGUAACACUGUUCCAACUUGCACACCUGUUCGGUGUCAGUCAUUGACACAUCCUGCAAAUGGAUGGAUCAGUCCUGCAGGCCGCAAUAAAUAUCAGGAUGUGGUGCAGUUUUCCUGUAUCACUGGUUUCCAAUUGAACGGAGAGUCUGCUGUCACCUGCUUGGCUGACGGGACAUGGAGCGAUACUAUCCCAACCUGUACUGAUAUCGAUGAGUGUACACAGAACUUGUGCCACGGCCUGGCAACAUGUAUCAACACUAUUGGCUCUUUCCAGUGUAAUUGUAUCAAUGGGUAUCUUGGGAAUGGACUCACCUGUACAGACAUCGACGAGUGUACAACCGUACCAUGCCACCCGCGGGCUGUUUGUACUAACGUACCAGGGUCAUUCACUUGUGACUGCACCGAUGGCUACACCGGAAACGGAUUCAAUUGUGCAGGGAGACAAUGCCCGCCAUUGGCGGCUCCUACAAACGGAGUUCGGACACCCCCCACCGGAGAGACCUUCUACCAGGAUACGGUAACGUUUACCUGCAAUACUGGAUAUCAGCUGAAUGGAGUCUCUCCGUUGACGUGCCGGGCUGACGGAACAUGGAGCAACACUGUUCCAACAUGCACGCCGGUCCAAUGUCCUGUGUUGACAUCCCCAACUAACGGAGUUAGGACACCCGCUACCGGAGCGAACUCAUACCAAAACCAGAUCAUCAUUACAUGUAACACGGGAUACGUACUGACCGGGACUGGAACUUUGACGUGCCAAGCUGACGGAACUUGGAGCGACACUGCUCCAACAUGCACACCGGUCCAAUGUCCGGAGUUGGCGGUCCCAACUAACGGAGCCCGAAUACCGGCUACCGGAGCGAACUCCUAUCAAAACCAGAUCACCUUUACAUGUAACACGGGAUACUUACUGACCGGGACUGGAACUUUGACGUGCCAAGCUGACGGAACUUGGAGCGACAAUGCUUCAACAUGCACACACUCAAGCGUACGAUGCCCCACAUUGAAUGCCCCAAACAAUGGAGUGCUGACCCCACCUACCGGACCGUACACCGUACAGCAAAUGGUUACGUCUACCUGUAACUCGGGAUACCAACUCAACGGCGAUUCUAUCACUAGGUGCCUAGAUGACGGAACAUGGAGUAAUCCUGUCCCAACGUGCACAACAACAGACACAAGCACAGCUGGCGGUGGGCUUUCAUCCAGCAACAUCGCCGCCAUAGCUGGAGGGUUGGCACUGGCGGGCGUUCUACUCCUAGGCCUCCUGGCCGCUGUGUGUGGCGGUGCUGGUGCUGGCGCGGCGACAGAUAACAAGACGCCCGGGCUAAG
Messenger RNA from Branchiostoma floridae (Florida lancelet), 2303 nucleotides. RefSeq names its product sushi, von Willebrand factor type A, EGF and pentraxin domain-containing protein 1-like. Gene Ontology annotation, biological process: heterophilic cell-cell adhesion; leukocyte tethering or rolling; response to cytokine. The record is from RefSeq and is a predicted model, not a curated record. The transcript is spliced from 16 exons. Gene Ontology annotation, molecular function: calcium ion binding; sialic acid binding; oligosaccharide binding. The annotation marks the transcript as partial. Lineage: Eukaryota; Metazoa; Chordata; Leptocardii; Amphioxiformes; Branchiostomatidae. Gene Ontology annotation, cellular component: external side of plasma membrane.